Messenger RNA from Manihot esculenta (cassava), 2432 nucleotides. Its product is annotated as protein trichome birefringence-like 11. Lineage: Eukaryota; Viridiplantae; Streptophyta; Magnoliopsida; Malpighiales; Euphorbiaceae. Gene Ontology annotation, molecular function: O-acetyltransferase activity. The record is from RefSeq and is a predicted model, not a curated record. The transcript is spliced from 4 exons. Gene Ontology annotation, cellular component: Golgi apparatus. Bases 629 to 2020 code for a protein of 463 amino acids.
UUCAACCACGAUGGCCAUCGAGAUCACAUUCACAUUACAUUACCUCCACUUUCUAUGUCUGUUAUCUGCUCAACGUAUUUGCUAUUUACUGGAAUAGGCGCCAGUUGCUGCUCUAUUCAGAGCUCUUCAAGCUUUUCGCUUCACAAAUCUUGUUCAUUCUUCUUCUCGUAUUCAAUUUUGUUUUUCUUUUGCUCAAAUUACAUAAGUUCGCCUUCUGUGUUCCAUUUAUCACCUUGUCGUCCACCAAGUACUGGUCAUUACUCUCUUCCUUCAGGGAUGAUUAGCUCAGACUGAGAUGCAUUCAUUGCUUUAUUAAAUUGCUCUGAGUUGUUUUCAUUUUCGGGUUCAUCACCCAGCUUCUGCAUAUCAGUCUUUCCACCACUCUCUUUCUGUGAAAAAUGUUUUAAAUGCUUUAAUCAUUCACUUUCUUGCUUACCUGGACGAGAUAAAACAUAACCACGCUCUUAUAAUGAAAAAACCGGUUUUUCCCAUUAAUCCCUUGCUCUCUUUGAUGCCCCACCGUCUCCGAUCCUAUCUCUUUGAGACCCACCAUUUUUAAAGAAAGCCUUAGUAGACCAUCUUUGAACACGAUACAGUAUCCUUCAAUCUUUGUUCUUUCCUACGAGAAAUGACGAAGAAUAAAAGUAGCAACAACAGCGCAUCUCCACAAGACCACCAGGACACAAUGACCCACUUGGAUUUCUUCAAGAAAUUCAAACGCUUGAACCCUCUUGAACCCUCUCUUGGCAUUCUGGGUUUCUUUCUCGUCACCCUCCUUUUCAUUGGAUGUUUCUUCUACUUGGAUUACCGGUCUGUCAGUCGGGGCCUGCCGUACGAUGGAGUCUCUUGGCUGGGACUGAUUAAUCCAUAUACAUCAGCAGAAAUGGAUACUGAUAAUGGACGGCCGGGAUUUCUUGAUAAGCGCGGUGAUGGGUGUGACAUUUUUUAUGGCAACUGGAUUUGGGAUGAGAGUUAUCCAUUGUAUCAGAGUAAAGAUUGCUCCUUUAUAGAUGGUGGGUUUAGGUGUUUAGAGAAUGGAAGGCCCGAUAGCUUCUACACCAAGUGGCGUUGGCAACCCAAACAUUGUGACUUGCCGAGAUUUGAUGCAAAGGUGAUGUUGGAAAAGCUAAGGAACCGGAGACUUGUGUUUGUUGGGGAUUCAAUUGGAAGAAACCAGUGGGAGUCCCUCCUCUGUAUGCUUGCCACUGCUGUUACUGACAAGUCUUCAAUCUACGAGGUGAACGGGAGGCCAAUCACAAAGCAUAAAGGGUUUCUAUCCUUCAUGUUCAAGGACUAUAAUUGCACUGUUGAAUAUUACAGAUCUCCAUUUCUAGUGUACCAGGGCCGGGCUCCAGCCGGAGCUCCAGCAAAGGUGAAGAUGACUUUAAGAGUGGAUGUUUUGGAUUGGAUGUCCGCACAAUGGAAGGAUGCGGAUGUAUUGAUUUUUAACUCUGGCCACUGGUGGAAUUAUGAGAAGACCAUAAGAGGGGGUUGCUACUUCCAAGAGGGGGAGGAGGUAAAGAUGGAGAUGAGUGUUGAAACUGCAUAUCAAAGAUCACUUGAAACUCUGCUUGAUUGGAUUCACAGCAAAAUAAAUAUGAGCAAGACCCAAGUCUUCUUUCGAACCUAUGCUCCUAUUCAUUUCAGAGGUGGUGACUGGAGAAAUGGUGGUAGCUGUCACUUGGAAAAGCUUCCAGACUUGGGCUCAUUGCCGAGUUCAUCAGACUACCGUUUCAAGAUAUUUUAUGAUGUGUUAUUAGAGCAUUCAAAUGAAUCACAUGUGAUGAAUUUAGAUUUAUUGAAUGUCACAAACAUGGCUGCACGGAGAAAGGAUGGUCAUGCAUCUGUGUACUAUCUAGGUCCAGGCAAUGGCCCAGCCUCUCUCCACCGGCAGGACUGCAGUCAUUGGUGUUUGCCUGGUGUCCCUGAUUCCUGGAAUGAGCUUCUUUAUGCACUUUUUCUCAAGCGGGAGUCUGUUCAUUCACAAAAUUCUACUGAAUCUUCUCAAGCCCCAUUGUGAUCGGUAUAGAAAGCUUUCUGAUUUUUUUUAAAACAUGAUUAAAGGACUGCAAUUUGUAGACAAAAGGGUCUUUACAACAACCAGCAAAAUCAUCAUCUUGUAAAGUUGGUUUCUACGUGGCCAUUCAUCAUUUGCCAUAACAUCACUGAGAAAGAAUCAAGUUAUGCUAGUUGUUAUCUACGGUUCCUGUAAUAUACCAGGAUUGUGAUAGGUCAGCAGAUGAGCCUAACAGGCGCCAAGAGGACAGUGAGGGAAUCUUGGAAGCCAGACUUGUUGUACAGACGAAGCAAGUUUGAUAGUCAAAAUGAGUAUACACAAGCCUCUACUUUUAUUACACAGAGAAUACAAACAAAAAGGAUGUUUAUUAUUACACUUGAUGAUCUGUAUACGUAAUUUGCCUCUUUUCUUCUCU